AUGGGCUCAAGUCGUCCCAUAGUUUGCAGGUUCUCCCCACAAGAAGUAUGGGGAAGAGAGCUGGCCAGGGCGUCCAGAAGGCUGCACACCCUUCCGGUCACCCACCCCGCCACGUUCAGGCUCAGGCAUUCGAUGGAUACCCCCUCCCGCCUGUCGAGACUGUACACAAGCACCGUACCGGAACGGUUCCGAAACCUAAACCCAAUCAGCCCAGGGGCGACAGAGGUGGUGGACCUAUUCGGCCUGCAGAACAGGCCGCCCAAGGCCUCCCGCCCGAAGGGGGACCCAGGCCCACGCCUAGAACAAGCCGACCCGGAAGUGUGGUGGGAGGCUAACAGGCCGACCUCAUUCGCCAACGUCUCGUGGGACCCCAAGCACACAUGGGAAAAGGACAUACACGGGAGGGGAGCGUGCGAAAGGGUGACACACGACCCCGCGCUAGUGGAAGGCAGGGGCCAGCUUCACUGCUGGCAGAAGGGUCGGGACACGACAACUUUAAGUCCUACCACCUAUGGUCACACCGAUAGAUGCGAGGUACGCAAGGUGCCCGCCCCAUGGAGAAAGGAACCCAUCCUGGAACAAAACAACACGGAGGAAGCCAAGUGGUGGAGGAGGGGCAAAAACGCUAUGAUCCGGAUAAGGAUCGAGAAAACACUCAAAAACAUAGGGGUUGACCAGUUAAUGCACGUCAACAAAAAUGGGAUAGAGGCCAAGGGACAAGAAUCCCGGGAGGAGGACCCGGAGGACUCGGAAGUGGAGGAGGAGCUCCCGAUCGUGGAGGUCGGCAGACUGGAAUAA
Messenger RNA from Gaeumannomyces tritici R3-111a-1, 798 nucleotides. RefSeq lists its product as hypothetical. Lineage: Eukaryota; Fungi; Ascomycota; Sordariomycetes; Magnaporthales; Magnaporthaceae. The record is from RefSeq and is a predicted model, not a curated record. The transcript is spliced from 2 exons. Bases 1 to 798 code for a protein of 265 amino acids.